AGUUAUGUGGUCUGGGGACAAUCUUGCAUUGUCCAGAUUAAUAUCCAGUGGAGGAUAUUAAUCGUCUCCUGCCUCAUUUGGUAGAGCUAGGUGCUAGUUCAAUGCAAGAUUUGCUGUUUUUAAACGUUGAAACAGACCUGCCUAAUGUACUACCUCCUCUUAAGAGACGUAAAUUAGAAGCAGCUUUAGCAACUUCAAAUUCUAAGCCUGUUUAUUCGCAAUAUGUGGACCUUAUUGAAACAUCUGUGGUAACUCCCAUUGCAUGUACCAAGUCAUGUGGGCCAAAAAAGAUGGUUGUGUCAAUAACCGAUGCAAUAGAAAAUCAUCCUUUAAAAAAUAGCAUCAUUAUUGAGGCACAAAAAGCUGUAAUGGAUGAUCGCUUGCAUCGUCUUCUUGUCAAAGUAGCAUGCUCUUACUUAAUUGGUUGCUUCAGAAAUUUCUACAUCUAUCCUCCACCAGAGCAUCAAUUAGCCAUGGCAAAAAGUAUUGUUUCAACUUUUAAGUUUAGGGCAUGUCGAAGCGGAAAUGGAAAUGAAUUAUACUACUGUCCGGGUACAUCAAAGGGUUUUCUCACUAACCGUUUUAGAGAAAUUUAUCGUUGUUACUCAGCAGAUGUAAAAAAAUACUGUUCUCGCAGUAAAAAGAGUGAUGGGUUUAUUGCUGUUGGAGAUGACCCAGCAGAAAUAAGCAACGAAGAAUAUGAUUUAAUAAAGACAAAAUUGUUGCAUCUUAUUUAUACAGACCGAAACGAAAAUGAGAUUGUAGAACUGAUGAACAAAUCAUGUUUAUGCAGGCAAUUGUGAAUCCGAAAUGAUUUACCGACAGCUAAUAGUAUACUUGAGGAAUUUCCAAGAUUUAUGGACACUCCAUUGUUGGUAAAAAAAAAAAAAAUUCCUGGCUAGACAAAUUUUUGAGGGUUAAAUGAUGAAUUCCAAUCCAUUAAUCGAAGUUAUGUAGAAAAUAUUUCAGUUUUAUUGGAAACAAAAAUUUUAAAACAAAUAAUUGCAUACUGCAGGCUGACUGGCAAAUGCAUUGACAUUAUAGGUGACAUAGAUACUGAAGGGAACAGCAAUACAGAUGCAUUAGUACUAAAAUCUUUAAAAGCCCUUGUUUAUCUUUUGCCAACUAUGGGAAAAUAUUGUGUUUCAGCAGGUGCAGCAAUUAUUUCCUAAUUGAAGAACUAAAGGACGGCGAGACACUCGAGAUGUUCCUUAAUCGCUCAAAUCCAAAACAGCAACCGUUCAUUUUGUCGUGUGGAUCGUCUUUUUUUGUUGUAUGCAAUGGAAAAGCAAUUAUAGUUAAAUCUUCGAAAGUUUCUGUUGCCUUUGACUGUCUUUUCAAGUCGUUUUUUGUAUUUAAUCUUGAAUAUCCAAAGCAACUACAAAUUUUAUACAAUUUCUUUCAAGAAUUAGUUUAUAAACUACCUAGUUCUGUUCCGUAUACUAAAGCACGUAAAUUAUUCGAAGAGAUAUCUCAUAUGUAGUAUAUUCAGAAACAAUAAAGCCUCAAACUGAUGCUGACAAAUUUUAGACAGUAAUUUAGGACAUUUUAGUAAUUUUAGCCUUUAUCUUCUUCUUUGUAAUUUUUUUUUACUGCAAAUCUUUUAUGUGAAACUAUAAAUUAAAAAUAUGCACGAUAUUUUCAGUAAAUUUUAAAAAUAUA
This is a messenger RNA of Hydra vulgaris (swiftwater hydra), 1662 nucleotides long. The record is from RefSeq and is a predicted model, not a curated record. Lineage: Eukaryota; Metazoa; Cnidaria; Hydrozoa; Anthoathecata; Hydridae.